Colletotrichum karsti is the source of this 3012-nucleotide messenger RNA. Its product is annotated as glycosyl hydrolase family 35. Gene Ontology annotation, biological process: carbohydrate metabolic process. NCBI's taxonomy places the organism in Eukaryota, Fungi, Ascomycota, Sordariomycetes, Glomerellales, Glomerellaceae. Gene Ontology annotation, cellular component: vacuole. The record is from RefSeq and is a predicted model, not a curated record. The coding region runs from base 1 to 3012 and encodes 1003 amino acids. Gene Ontology annotation, molecular function: beta-galactosidase activity. The transcript is spliced from 2 exons.
AUGAGACUACCACUCUUGUCGAUUGCCUCGUUGGCCCUCGGGCUCUACUCUUUUGGAGGCAGCGCCACGGCACAUCCUUCAGUCAUCGACAAGAGGCAACUACAAGACAUUGUGACAUGGGACGAACAAUCACUCUUCGUUCGUGGAGAGCGGGUAAUGAUAUUUUCUGGAGAAAUCCAUCCGUUCCGUCUACCCGUUGCCUCAUUGUACUUGGACCUGUUCCAGAAGGUCAAGGCCCUUGGUCUGAACACGGUCUCGUUCUACGUAGACUGGGCCCUUCUGGAAGGAAAGGCAGGCAACGUCAACGCCGACGGCAUCUUUGACCUCCAGCCAUUCUUCGAUGCAGCUUCUAAAGCUGGGAUAUACCUCAUCGCCCGACCUGGGCCGUACAUCAACGCCGAAGUGUCUGGCGGAGGUUUCCCGGGAUGGCUGGCUCGUUCACCAGCUCGGCUGAGGACCUCUGAUCCCGAAUUUCUUUCCGCAACAGACAAUUACAUGGUGAAGAUUUGCGACAUCAUCGCCAAGGCACAGAUUACCAACGGAGGACCGGUCAUUCUCUUCCAACCAGAGAACGAGUACACCAACUUCGUGGAUGGGCAACAGAUCAACGGGCAGUACUUCCAAUAUGUCAUCGACCAAGCUCGGAAUGCUGGGGUUGUUGUUCCAAUGAUCAGCAACGACGCCAGGCCCGCUGGUCAUAAUGCACCUGGCACCGGAGUAGGGGAAGUUGACAUAUACGGCUAUGAUGGUUAUCCGCUGGGAUUUGACUGCGGAAACCCAGGCAUUUGGCCGGCCGACAAACUCCCGACUAACUAUCGAGCAUUGCAUCUCGCCCAGAGCCCCAGUACCCCAAACUCGAUCAUGGAGUUUCAAGGCGGAUCUUUCGAUCCAUGGGGAGGCCAUAACUUCGAGCAGUGCGCUGCGCUGGUCAACUACGAGUUUGAACGAGUCUUCUACAAGAACAACCUGGCAGCUGGUGUCUCGAUUUUCAAUGUCUACAUGCUCUUUGGCGGAACAAACUGGGGCAACUUGGGACACCCAGGAGGGUAUACUUCUUACGACUACGGAGCUUCGAUCACGGAAGAUAGAAGUGUAGCCAGGGAGAAGUACUCCGAGAUGAAGCUGGAAGCUCAGUUUUUGAAGGUCUCGCCUUCGUACUUGACGGCCAAGCCGGGCAACUUGACGACUGAUGUAUACGCCACCAACUACAACUUGGCUGUGACGCCGCUACGCUCAAACAUCAGCGCAUCAUACUUUGUCGUUAGACAUGCCAACUACUCCAGCUUGGCCACGACGGAGUAUACAUUGCGCCUGCCGACCUCACAAGGAACCAUCGCCAUCCCUCAAUUUCGCGAGAAACUCCAGCUCAAUGGCCGCGACUCGAAGAUCCACGUAGUGGACUACCCUGUCGGUAAUAAGACCUUGCUCUACUCGACAGCCGAAAUCUUCACUUGGAAGAAGUUCACAGACAAAACAGUCUUGUUGGUGUACGGCGGACCCGGAGAGACGCACGAAAUGGCCAUCAAGAAGACUACUGAGACUCCAUUCCUAGCCGAAGGCUCUGACGUCGACUAUAAUGUUGUUAACGGCAAUUUAGUAUUGACAUGGAAGACAUCAGAACAACGCCGAGUUGUCCAGGUCGAUGAUUUCUUCAUAUAUAUCCUGGACCGCAACUCAGCGUACAACUACUGGGUACCAGACUUGCUAGACGGUGCAAACCAGACUUCAUAUGGGUCGUCAAUCAUGAACCCGGAUGCACUAAUCGUUAGAGGUGGAUACCUCGUUCGAUCCCUUUCAGCUGAGGGCGACACCCUUAAGUUGCAAGCAGACUUCAAUCAGACAAGCGACCUAGAGAUCAUUGGUGCCGACUCUGCGCUGACAAAGUUGGAAGUGAAUGGGAAGCAACUGGACCAUACAGUGAACGAUCUUUCCAACUGGAUAGUGAAGCCGUCUCUCUCAAACAACAAACCCAUUGUACCGGAUUUGGUGGCGCUACGAUGGACGUACGUUGACUCUCUUCCAGAGAUUCUCGCAGGAUACGAUGACUCUGCUUGGCCACUCGCUGACCACACCACGUCAAACAACACCGUCGCCAAUGUCACAACAACAGUCUCCCUGUUUGCCUCAGACUAUGGCUUCCACGCAGGCUCUCUCAUCUACCGGGGUUACUUCACUGCCAGUGGUGACGAAAUCACAUUCAACGUCACAACACAAGGCGGCGCAGGUUUCGCGAGCUCCGUGUGGCUGAAUGAAUCCUUCCUCGGCUCCUUCACCAACGGACCAGACGCAUCCGGUGAUAACACCGCAAGUUACAAUCUCACGAGCCUCAAUCCCAACGCUACGUACGUUCUGACCAUUCUUGUGGACACCAUGGGCCUCGAGGAGAACUUCUACAUCGCGACCGACAUGAUGAAAACCCCUCGCGGUGUCAUCGACUACAACAUCACCUCGCCGACCGGCUCCAAGACCAACGUCACAACCUGGAAGAUCACCGGAAACCUUGGAGGCGAGGACUACGCAGACCACUUCCGCGGACCGCUCAACGAGGGAGGCCUAUUCUUCGAGCGUCAGGGAUACCACAUCCCCACCCCCCAAGACUCGGCCUUCACAAUACGUUCCCCAUACGACGGCACCCACACGCCAGGCGUCUCCUUCUACGCGGCAAACUUGACCCUGGACCUCCCCUGGAAAGACCUCGACAUCCCCCUCUCGUUCGUCUUCGACGACAUCACCAACUCGACGGCGGCCUACCGCGCCAUCCUCUACGUGAACGGUUUCCAGUACGGCAAGUACGUCAGCAACAUCGGUCCGCAAACCAAGUUCCCUGUUCCCGAGGGAAUUUUAAACUACAACGGCAACAACUGGAUCGGCCUCGCGUUCUGGGCUCUGGAAGAGGGAGGAGCGACGCUGCAAAAUUUCCGCCUCGAGGUCGGCAACGCAGUCACGACGGCGAGGGAAGAGGUCAAAUUCGUCGAGGGCCCGGCGUGGACCAAGCGGACUGGGGCGUAUUGA